Molecule: messenger RNA, 1638 nt
Organism: Coffea arabica (coffee)
Lineage: Eukaryota; Viridiplantae; Streptophyta; Magnoliopsida; Gentianales; Rubiaceae
Product: zinc finger BED domain-containing protein RICESLEEPER 2-like
Molecular function (GO): protein dimerization activity; DNA binding
Source: RefSeq, a predicted model, not a curated record
AUGACAUAUCCAAAUUCAGUCACUAUUGAAGAAAAUAGUGAUACCAGGAGCAGUAGUGAUAGCAUCAAGGAAACAGGCCACACCAACCAGCAACCUCAAUGCCCGGAGAAUAGUGCAAUUGAAAAAAUGAAAUUACCUCCAAAAGCUAUUAUUGAUGUGCCUGGCAAGAAGAGGAGAUUAACUUCAGAAGUUUGGGAUUACUUCAACUUUAUUCCCAAAAAGGAUCCAAAUGAAGAGUUAAAGUGCAAAUGCAAGAAAUGUGGGAAUGAAUAUUCUGCUGAGAGUAAAAGUGGGACAGGUAAUUUGCAUCGAUAUAUAAAGAAGUGUUUGAAAAUGACAACAAAAGACAUUGGGCAGUACCUAAUCACUUCUGACAAAGGUGCUUUAGGCACAGGAAAUGCACAAUUCAGUCAAGAUAAAUUUAGAGAAUUACUUGUGCAUGCUAUAGUAAGACAUGAACUGCCAUUUUCAUUCGUGGAGUAUGAGGGGAUAAAAAAUGUUCUUACAUAUUUGGAACCCCAAAUUAAACAUAUCACUAGGAACACAGCCAAGUCGGAUAUUAGAAAAUCGCAUGCAAGAGAAAUUAAUAGACUUGGUAGUGAAUUGCGUGGAUGUCCUAGUCGAAUAUGUUUAACUUUUGAUGCAUGGACAUCUAUUGUUACUGAUGGAUAUUUAAGUUUGACUGCACAUUUCAUUGAUAGCAAUUGGCUGCUUCAGAAAAAAAUUCUGAAUUUUUCUUAUAUGCCUCCUCCUCAUAAUGGUGUUGCCUUUGCUGAAAAAAUUUACAGCUUGGCUAGUAGUUGGGGUAUUGAAAAGAAAUUAUUUUCCAUCACAUUAGACAAUGCUUCUGCAAAUGAUUCUUGUGUUGCAAUACUUAAGAAUCAGCUUAAGUUGAAAAAUUCUUUGGUUUGUGAUGGUAUGUUGUUUCAUGUCCGCUGUUGUGCACAUAUUCUCAACUUGAUUGUGCAAGAUGGUUUGAAAGAAAUUGAUAAAUCUGUGGAGUUAAUAAGAGAAUGUGUCAAAUACGUCAAGGGUUCUCAAACAAGGAAGUUAAGGUUCACCGAAUGUAUAACACAGACUUCUCUUGAUUCCAAGAAAGCUUUAGUUCAAGAUGUUCCUAUUAGGUGGAACUCCACAUAUAGGAUGCUGUCCAGUGCACUUUAUUAUCGCCUUGCAUUUGGUCACUUACAACUAAGUGAUUCAAAUUUUCGAUGCUGUCCAUCUCUUGAAGAAUGGGAAAGAGUUGAAAAAAUUUGUGGUUUUCUUCAAGUUUUCUACGAGGCAACUAAUGCUUUUUCAGGGUCCAAGUAUCCGACUAGUAACUUGUACUUUCCUCAAGUUUUUAAAAUUCAAUUGGAGCUGUCUGAGGAGUGCAAUAGUUUAAAUGAUUUUAUGAGGAGGAUUGGUUCCCAAAUGUUUGUGAAGUUUAAUAAAUAUUGGUCCGAGUUCAAUCUCUUGUUGGCAAUUGCUGUGGUAUUUGAUCCUUGGUAUAAAUUUCAAUUUAUUGAAUUUAGUUAUAAUAAGUUGUAUGGCCCAGGGUCUAAUGAAUUAGUCAAGAUCAGAAAUGCACUUUUUGAUGUCUAUAAUGAGUACGUGAAGACUUUCAACAUACCCGGUGCAUCGUCUUCAUGCUCUUGA